AUGGGGACCAAACACCACACCACCACGUCCUACAACCCCACAGCCAACGGCAUGGUAAAGAGGGUCCACCGCUCUCUCAAGGCUUCUCUGAUGGCUUGUUGCAAAGGCCCCAACUGGAAGGCCCAGCACCCAUGGGUCCUCCUCGGCCUCCACACCGCCCCAAGAGCCAACGGAGACCCAUCCCCGGCAGAAAAGUUGUACGGAGAGACCAAGAAAAUGCCAGGCAAAUUCUUCCCUGCCGACAGCAACAACCCUGACAUUCCCCUACCAAGACUCCGAGCAGCAGCCCGGAAGUUCGUCCCCUGCCAAGAAACAUAUACCAACAGGAAGAAGCAGUUCCGCCCGAGUGCCUUGGACUCCUGCAGGUUUGUUUUCAUCAGGAACAACGCCACCCACCCGCCCUUGAUGUGGCCCUACUGGGACCCACACCGAGACGUCCACCAGGAAGAGAAGGCAUUCCUCAUUUCAAUCGUCGGCCGAUAG
Molecule: messenger RNA, 483 nt
Organism: Macrobrachium nipponense
Lineage: Eukaryota; Metazoa; Arthropoda; Malacostraca; Decapoda; Palaemonidae
Exons: 1
Coding region: 1-483 (160 amino acids)
Molecular function (GO): nucleic acid binding
Source: RefSeq, a predicted model, not a curated record